CACCCAGUAACACAGGGUCGAGAGAGAGAGAGAGAUGGAAGGAGAUAAAGGUCCCGUAUGCGUUACAGGUGGUACAGGGUUUAUAGGAUCAUCACUGAUCAAGAGGCUCCUUGAUCGUGGUUACUAUGUCCGAACCACUGUUAGAUCUAACGCUGAGCAAAAGAAAGACACUAGCUUUCUGACAAGUCUGCCAGGAGCAUCAGAAAAGCUCCAAAUCUUCAACGCAGAUCUGAGUGAUCCAGAGAGUUUCAAUGCACCCAUUGAAGGAUGCAUCGGCGUCUUCCACGUGGCUACUCCGGUUGAUCUCGAAGACAGAGAACCUGAAGAAAUAGUGACCAAAAGAGCAAUCAGUGGAGCACUGGGUAUCUUACAAGCAUGCUUAAAUUCCAAGACUGUGAAACGAGUUGUAUACACUUCUAGUGCAUCAGCUGUCGUAUUUAAUGGCGAGGAGGCAGAUGAAAUGGAUGAGAGAUUUUGGAGUGAUGUAGAUUUCCUUAAAGCUCUAAAGCCAUUUGGUUCCUACAUGAUUUCCAAGACAUUAACAGAAAAAGCAGUCCUUGAGUUUGGAGAAAAACAUGGAUUGGAUGUCGUAACCAUAAUUCCUUCCUUUGUUGUUGGUCCCUUCAUUUGUCCCAAGUUACCAGGCUCUGUUCGCUCAACAUUGGCUAUGGUCUUUGGUGACAAGGAUCAAUAUAGCGUACUUAUCAAUAUAUGUAUGGUCCACGUAGAUGACGUGGCCAGAGCACAUAUUUUUCUCCUUGAAUGUCCUACAGCAGAAGGAAGGUAUAUUUGUUCAUCAGAUCUCCUGACAAUUGAACAGAUGUCUGAAUUUCUUUCUGCUAGGUACCCAGAAUUUCAAAUACCAACACCAGAUUCUUUGGAGGAAAUUAGAGGUAAUAAAAUACCGAGUCAAUCAUCAAAGAAGCUAUUAGAUUCUGGCUUCAAAUAUAAGUAUGGUCUCAGUGAAAUGUUCGAUGAAGCUAUUCAAUGCUGCAAAGAAAAGGGUUAUCUCUAGUUCAAGAAUCUGCCAUUAAUUAGUUUGUGAUAUAUAUAUAUAUACAUAUGUAAGGUGUGUGAUACGUGCUCCCGCCAUUUAUUCUCUCUGCAUUUUCUCAUUUAGAAUAUAUUCUAAAUAUAUUGUAACAAUAAAACAAAGAAAACCUUAAUUUAAGGUCUCGUCAAUGCCGCUCUUUCGUGGGA
Alnus glutinosa is the source of this 1200-nucleotide messenger RNA. Its product is annotated as vestitone reductase-like. Lineage: Eukaryota; Viridiplantae; Streptophyta; Magnoliopsida; Fagales; Betulaceae. The transcript is spliced from 4 exons. The record is from RefSeq and is a predicted model, not a curated record. Gene Ontology annotation, molecular function: oxidoreductase activity, acting on the CH-OH group of donors, NAD or NADP as acceptor. Bases 35 to 1015 code for a protein of 326 amino acids.